AUACCAAGGGUUAUCGUUAACACAUAAGUUUUGAUAGUGUUUCUUUAAAAUAUUUGUUUAUUUUUAAUUAAUAUGGAUUUUUGUUAAUUUUUUAAUAAUAAAUUUCAAUUAAUAUCAAUUUACCAAUAUGAUGACCCUGUCGGAAUUUGUUAGUGUUUUUGUAUUUCUUUUAAUGCCAAUUUUGUACGAGCACAACAGGGUUUUUAGAUAUUAUUUCAAAUUUUUCGUUUACUACGGCUUCAUCAUGAUCACUUCCAUUAUUGUGAUACCGAUAAUGAUCUGGAAACCUAGAAAUGUCGAAAAUUUAAUAUUGGCAUCAUAUUUGUGUAGAAACAUUUCUGAUUUGCUCGGCCUUAAAUGGGAAUUGAGAGGUGGCUCUUAUUUAAGUAAAGAUGAAGCUUAUGUGAUAGUUGCAAACCAUCAAAGUUCAAUCGAUAUUUUAGGUAUGUUCGAAUUGUGGCCAGUUAUGAAAAAAUGUACAGUCGUUGCAAAAAAAGAAUUGCUUUACGCUGGGCCAUUCGGCUUAGCUGCUUGGCUGUGUGGUCUCGUUUUUAUUGACAGAUUGAAUUCUGAGGCUUCACGACAAGCCAUCAAUAAUUCAAUCAAUCAACUUAAGGAAAACAAAAUAAAAAUGUGGGUGUUCCCAGAAGGUACAAGGAAAAAUACCGGUGAAAUCCAUGCAUUUAAGAAAGGUGCAUUUCACGCUGCAAUCUCUUCCCAGAUACCAAUUCUUCCAGUGGUUUUUACACGAUUUUAUUUUAUUCGUUCUAAACAGUGCAUUCUGGAUAGUGGGAAGAUAGUUAUAACAGUUUUACCGCCGAUUGAAACGAGCGGACUCAACUUGGAAGAUAUGCCGCAGUUAAUGGCGACAACUCAUACUACCAUGUCACAAGUCUUCAAUUUGACUUCCAAAGAAUUAUUAACCGAGUUGGAAUCUGAUAGAAGGAUAAUACAGAAUAACUACGCGCAAAAGUAAUUGUAACAUAGUGAUUUAUUCUUCCUUCAAGUCUUCUUAUUUUUAUAAGCUCAAAUUACAUGGUUAUACAUCAAAAAAUGUUACAUAGUCCAAGAAAGAAUAUGACAUAGAAAACUAAAAACAUUGUAUGUACAAUUUAGUUUAUAGAUGAAUUUGUUUUGUCAAAUUGAUUAUGUCACUUGUACUUAACAUUUUGCCAUUAGAACUUGAAAAGUGUCGAAAUGGUUUAAACUUAAGAAACUUUGCACAAAAAAAUAAUGUGUAGAGAUUAGUGAUCGUUAAUCGAUAGUUAUUCAGAUAUCGAGAGAUGUGGUCGGGUACCCGACCGCAUCUCACGAUAUAAAAAAAAAAAAUUUUUUUUCUUCUGUACCUAAAACUUAAAAUCAGGUAACACUUUUCUCAAUUUAUUUAUUCACACUAAAGUUGUAUUGGCAAAAAGUAGAAACUACUAAUUGUAGCUUUGUAAAGUUUUUUCCCCUGUUUAGUGGGUAAUAAAGCCGUUAAUUAAACAUGUAUACAGGGCACUGGGGAAGAAUGAUCUUAGCCCACUCAAACUCAAUUUGAUAAAAAAUCACAUUAAAAGUAUACCAACAUUUUACAAUUUCAGGGUUGUGGAAAAAAUUAUUUAGAAAUCAUUAUUUUGCUGUCAUUGGUCAUGUGGCGUUGAUAUGGCACCCAUCACAUAAGGCAAAGGUCCUUGGUUUGAAUCCAGUAGCUCUUCAUUGGAACCCAGAAUACUUACAAAUGGCUUUUUCAAAAACACUGAUACUGCAAUAUAACCUCGUAGUUAAAGUAUCCUUAUUAUAAUCAAAAAAAUUGGGGACUGCUGUGGCCAAGUGGUUUUGGUGUCCGACUCGUAUUUCUUUGUGAUUCUGGAUUUGAAUCCCAGCAGAGCCCAUGGCUUUUUAAUUGACAUGGCAUGAAAAAUUUAUUGCAAUUGUUUGACCCCUCGUCCACGUACCCAAUGGGUAGUUGGAUAUUAAAGCGGGAAACACACUUAUCUGAUGUAAUGCAAUGCAACAUGGCCUGAAGCCACCCGAAGUCCAAUUUUUCAUGAGAUUGUAUUAUCCCUGUACACAUCUACUUGAUGCCACACAACUCUACCCUAACUCUACACUACACGAUGCAAUCAAGUUCCUCAUUGUCCAGAUUUUUGUCUAGUGGCAUUGAGUACACUCAAAGACAAAGGAAUCGACACUUUUUUCUUUUUUUCAAACU
Molecule: messenger RNA, 2194 nt
Organism: Cimex lectularius (bed bug)
Lineage: Eukaryota; Metazoa; Arthropoda; Insecta; Hemiptera; Cimicidae
Gene: Agpat1
Product: 1-acyl-sn-glycerol-3-phosphate acyltransferase alpha
Exons: 5
Coding region: 128-976 (282 amino acids)
Biological process (GO): phosphatidic acid biosynthetic process
Cellular component (GO): membrane; endoplasmic reticulum
Molecular function (GO): 1-acylglycerol-3-phosphate O-acyltransferase activity
Source: RefSeq, a predicted model, not a curated record